CGCCAUGACAACACAAGAUGGCGGCCAAAUAUGAACUGUUCAUUUACUGAUGAGCACUUUCUCUAGUCAAUCGAAAGAUGGCUAUGGAACAAGUGCAAAUUAUAAAGGACACACAUUGUAAAUCUAUUACAGCUGUAGGCUAUAAUCCAAUAAAGCAUGAGAUAUUAGCUGGAUUUGAAGAUGGUGUUAUUAAGGCUUGGGAUUACUCCACUGGUGAAGCUGGAAAAUCUGUACGUUCUGUUCACGAACAUGAGGGCUUUGUCACAGCAUUUCUUUUCUGGUCGGAAGCCAAACUGAUGUUUUCAAGUGGUAACGAUGGUACGAUUAUUGCGUGGGGAUCUGGAGGAGCUGUUUAUGACCAAGUUCAUAUUGGUAUUCCUAUUUAUGGUAUGGCUUGGCAUUCACGAAAAAACCAAUUAAUUGCUUGUGCAGGAACAACAGUUCAAGUCUUUUCAAUGAAAGAUCCUGGAAAGGAAUUAGGUCACGUCAUCGAUACUAAAGCGUACAUAUGUCGCGAGCAUACUGAUAUAGUGAAAUGUAUAGCUGCACUGGAAACAAGACUUUACAGUGGCGGUUUUGACAGAACCCUCAUUGUUUACGAAUCAUUGUCUUAUCCUGGUGCUAGAGGAUUGAAAGUAGCGACGUGUAUUAGAGACGCUCACGAGGCAGGAAUUACCUGCUUGUCAGUAACUCGCGAUUCUGACAAUAAUACUCUGUUAUUUACCGGUUCCUUUGAUAAAUCUGUGAAGAUAUGGACUCCCGAUGGUCAAAUUAUGCAUAGAUUUGAUGGAUUUAGUUCAGUAAUAACAGGUUUGGUAUAUGUCAGACCAGCGAAGACAAUAUGGAUAGCCGCAGGCGGGUUCGAGGCGCCCAUGUACGAUCCGAAGUCAGGCGAAAACGUCUCAGAUUUUAUUGGUACAUUUCACACACCCAACGAAAAUAUACUGUUAGAAUUGCUGGCUUUUAUACCAGAGCUAGGACAAGUGAUAGGUACUAAUAUCAGACGGCAACUCAUUCUUUGGAAAUUCAACCCCUCCGGUUGUUUAACUACCUUGAGACAUAAUUGCCCUGUUGAGUCACUUGCAUAUACUCCUAAGGUCCCCCUGCUGAUAUUUAGUGGUGGCAGCGAUGGAAAUGUCACAAAGUGGGAACGACUUCAAGCCAGCAAUUUUAUCUAUAGUAAAGAAACAUUUCCAAGGAGCGAAGGACUUGCUCGACUUGCUUACCAGUUUACUGAGAAGUAUGAGAAAAUUGGUGGAAGAAGUGAGAGAAAAAGACCAAAAGAAUUGUAUUCUGCUUCCCCUGAUUGUGGUAAACUCACGAAAAUGAGUUACUCAAACCCAGACUUCACCAAUGAUGUGUCCAUACUGAAUUCUUUAUUCGUUGAAAGUUUGGACUUGUUAGUGUUUGCAUCAGAGGACAAUAAUAUUUAUGUUUGGGGUUUUGACAAGAAUGCCGUGGACGUUUUACAGAAAAUGAAACCGGUCGAUGAAGUUUUAAAUCACAGAUAUGCGAUUUUACUAGAUAACGGUGGUUGUAUGCCUGAGACAGAAACUGGUGUAUCAAAAGGAAAUAUUGAUUCCGUGACCAACCGAGUGGCUGGUUUUAUAUGCAAGAGUGUAUUUAGCGAGCAUAACAACUGUAUUACUGGUAUAGUAGCUGUGGAGAAAGAUCAUAGAGAAAGAUAUAAUACAACAUUUUUGAUUAGCACAGGCUGGGAUCGAAAAAUUCUUAUAUGGGAUUUAGAAAAAUUAUGCCUUCACGAUGUAUUCUAUAACACAGCAGACUCGAAUGGAAAUACAUCUUGUGCAGAACUUUCUGCAGAUGGAGUCAUUAUGGACCUUGCAUAUAGCCCCGAAAGAGAUGAAUUUGCAUACGCUGCCUCGGACAAACUAGUCUACAUUCGACAAUUUUCCGAUGAAGGCUCGAAUAUGAAAUUGACCGGAAUUCUUCAAGGUCACGAAGCUGACGUAACACAGGUUAAGUGGAAUGCUGUGUUUUCCAAGUGGGUAACAGGCUCGGACGAUGGAAGCAUACGGAUAUGGAAUGACGACGGAAUGCAAUGUGAACAGCAAAUCAGCACUCAGGGAGCAAUCACAGCACUUUGUAUCGACCAAACAAAUGGCUGUGUUGCUUUAGGUGUGCAGGAUAGAAUAAGGGUUUACGAUCCCGAUUGUCGAAAGUUUGUCCAAACAAAUGUUGGUCACAGUGACUCUGUAAGAAGCAUAAUCCACGUGCCGGAAAGAGGGCAGUAUAUUUCUUCUUCUUGGGAUAAGACAGUUCGAAUCUGGAAUGCAUACAAAAAAAAAGUUAAAUGAUGGCAGCAUGGUUUCCUGAUCAGGAGUAAUAAAUACAUCCAUGCCGUAAUGAAGAAUCUCCAAACAAAAAUUUAAUUAUC
Dendronephthya gigantea is the source of this 2398-nucleotide messenger RNA. RefSeq lists its product as uncharacterized. The record is from RefSeq and is a predicted model, not a curated record. Bases 78 to 2318 code for a protein of 746 amino acids. Gene Ontology annotation, molecular function: protein binding. NCBI's taxonomy places the organism in Eukaryota, Metazoa, Cnidaria, Anthozoa, Malacalcyonacea, Nephtheidae. The transcript has 25 exons.